Ceutorhynchus assimilis (cabbage seed weevil) is the source of this 2762-nucleotide messenger RNA. The record is from the annotation of a GenBank genome assembly. Lineage: Eukaryota; Metazoa; Arthropoda; Insecta; Coleoptera; Curculionidae.
UAAAAAUGUUCCCUCUCUAUCGUGCUUCAAUAACACACGGUCGUUCACCUCGCUCUUACAAAACAACGUAGCUAAAAAACCACUUCAAAAUAAAGGUGUUUUUAAAUGGCGGUACUGUAGCGAGGCGAGCGGUGUGUACGUGCGUGCGUAUAUCUCUAAAAAUCCAGAUUUUUUGUAUAAUUUGUCCAAAUUUCUUUACAUGUACUCCUGAACUUGUUAGUUUGACUCUUUAUUUGGCGAUAGAUCGAAGACCCUUCUUGGCGGAAUAAACUGAAGAGUUUGUGGAGACAGCCCCACAAAGGCAUUUCCUGUCGACUCCAAGUUUAGCCUGGGUAUUUUCGUUUGAAAAAAAGCUUGUUCGAGGGACAGAGCGCCCAGAAACAAAAAAAAAAUGGCCAAAGACCGUGGAGAUGUUUCCAUCAACACUUUGUCCGCCGAAGAGGACAUUGAAAAGGUGGUAGAACGGGAAAUGGCUGCCGCCAAAGAAAACUCCACUUCUGCCAACGUUGAAGUGGCCACCAGACGUAAACCGAAGAAGGUGCAUCGUCAGAAUAGUAAGGAGGGCAAUACUAAUUCAGGAGGAUUCGUUCAUAAAGCAAGAUCUUGGAAAAACAGUCGUCGCUCACGCAAUGGCUACGGUCGCGGCUUGCCCAAAAAAGGCGGAGCCGGCGGCAAAGGAGUUUGGGGUAAACCCGGCUCAGAACUCCUGGAAGACAUUGAAGACGUGAACGAUCCCAACUUCGAUACGGAACUGGACGCGAACGAUGUAGAAUUAAAAGUAGUCGUGCCCCAAGUGCCCAGCGAAAGCUUGAAGAAAAAAUGCGAGCCAAUCAUUUUGGAGUUUUUCGAAAGCAAUGAUAUCCAAGAGGUGAUGCAAUCAGUGGAGGAAAUGGUGCCAGCCAAUCUCAGGGAUGUUUUUGUACAACAGGCUGUAGAAAUAGCCAUGGACCAUAAGCCUUCCCACAGAGAAUUGACGUCUGUGUUGAUCUCUGACCUCUAUGGGUAUGUUUUGACUGAGUCUGACAUUGUCAAGGCCUUUGAAAAUCUUCUCGCUAAUUUGAGCGAUUUAAUUUUGGAUAUUCCUGAUGCGCCGAUAGUACUUGGUAAUUUUGUUGCAAGAGCAAUUGCUGACGACUGUAUUCCUCCUCGUUUUAUCGUCGAUAUUAAAGAGAAGAGCGACGAAACUAUUUUCCAAGAAGCUUUGGUGCACGCAGACACUCUUCUCUCCAUGGAGCACGGAUUAGUACGCCUGGAUAAUGUUUGGGGCGUUGGAGGACCUCUCAGGCCUGUACAGGCUUUGACCAGGCAAAUGAACUUGCUUCUUCAAGAGUUCGUUUCUUCUGGUGAUGCGGAAGAAGCUUCGAGGUGUCUGAAGGAACUUGAAGUUCCGCAUUUCCAUCACGAGUUGGUCUACGAAGCCAUAGUGAUGGCUUUAGAAGCUAACAGUGAAAAAACAGAAAAAGCCAUCUGCAGCUUGCUCAAGGCGUUCGAUUCCAGCGUUCAGGUCACUCGCGACCAACUUGAGAGGGGUUUUUUCCGCGUGUUCGACGAUCUACCUGAUAUCUGUAUGGAUGUUCCUUUGGCCUACGUCAUUUUGGAUAGAUUCAUCGAUCUCUGUCGCCUAGAAGGCAUUCUGACUGACAAUAUCAUCGCGAGAUUCCCGUCUAGAGGCCGUAAACGUUUCGUGUCCGAAGGCGAUCAUUUUGUUACCAGGGACAAACUAAACAAGUCCAAUUCCAAUAAUGAAUAUUGAUACUGAAACAACGAUACUUACUUUGACCAAAAUUGGUUCUGUUAGAGUGCAUGGCGAGAAAUACGGCACCUCAUUAUCAUUUGAUAAUUUUCCGUAAAAUCCACCCAUUUGUAGUUUUAGGUUUUUGAAAUGUCUUUUUUGAAUUUCUUAUUUGGCUUCAAUGAAGCUACUUUGCAUAAACAAAAAAAAUAUCAAGGGAAGGUGGCUGUUUUCAUGUGUUUGUAAAAGUAAGGAAGGAAAAAGUUGUGCAUGGAAUACAAAUUGUUUCCUUCCUUACUAGCAUGAACAAAAUGGCAAACUUAUUAGUUAGGGCCAAUUCACGCUAAGGUUCAUAUUUAUUGGCUCAGCAUUUUUUGAGGACUAUAUUCAAAUGUAUGUACAGAAAGCAUCAAUUCAAUGUGAAAUCAAAUAUCAUUCUAUUGUACUUUCCUUUUUGUAAUCAAAAAUUGUUCAAAUAUAUUGCAACAUUAUAAACUACUUUAAUAAUUUUUAACAUUGUUUUAAAUAUCUCAAAUAACUAGAAAAAAGACCAUAGUUGAAAUUUCUUCACUCUGAGCAUACUGUGACUUAAUCGCCUAGUGUGAAUCGGCUUUAAAAAUCAAACUACUAUAAGUGAAGGACGUGAAAAAUAGUAUUCUAGAUUCUUAGGAAGUUUUAUAAAAUACAAUGAAUACUUGAUGCCGAAUUCAUAUUAUGUUUUAUAAUUCUAGAAAAACUAUUUUCUACUACCAGUAAAAAUUUGUAUAAAAUUUUGCUUUCACUAACAAUUGUUGCUAAUUCUCGAGCCACUCUAACACUAAUUUGAUUUAAAGUAGACAGUAAUUCUUUGAAACGUAUGCAAAUUGACUGCUGGUCUCUUAUAGUAUGUCAUUUAUUGCAUUUAUUUUUAUCGGUUUUUUUAAUCACCUUAUUCUUUGAAGUAAAUUUAUAACCUGCGUAGUUUUUAUUUCCAGCGUUGAUAGAUAUUUUUUUGUACAUGUUUUUCUGUAUGAUUAAAUAAAGAUUAUUA